Molecule: messenger RNA, 696 nt
Organism: Anastrepha obliqua
Lineage: Eukaryota; Metazoa; Arthropoda; Insecta; Diptera; Tephritidae
Product: 52 kDa repressor of the inhibitor of the protein kinase-like
Exons: 2
Coding region: 251-559 (102 amino acids)
Molecular function (GO): protein dimerization activity
Source: RefSeq, a predicted model, not a curated record
ACAAAAAUACCGUUGCAACAUUGAAACGCAAACAGUUGAAGAAUACUACAAAAUCGCAUUCUACAUUCCACUUCUCGAUACGUACAUUUGUCAUCUCCAGAGUCGGUUUCAAAAACACAAAACAGUCUUUCAAAGUUUCGGACAGCUGUUUCUCAAACAAGAAUUUGAUGAAAAAAAAUGCGCCGAUCUUUACCUAUUUUACGAAGAAGUAUUGGAUUGUUCCGAGAGUAAUUUCAUUUCAGAAGUCAAAAUGUGGAGACAACGAAUCCGCAAUCAGAACAUCGAAAAUUCACUUGAUGCAUUAUCAAUCAUGAAUAAUGAAACUUUCAAAAACGUCAACAAAAUGUUGCGAAUUUUGGCAGUGUUACCUGUGACAACAGCAACUCCAGAACGAUCGUUUUCGACCUUAAGAAGGAUAAAGGAUUAUCUGAGAAACACAAUGGGACAGGAGCGUCUCAACGGUCUUGCAUCUUUGAACAUCCAUCAUCGCAUUGAUUUAACUGAUGAGGAAAUUCUCAGAAAGUUUUUUGAGAAGCCUCGAAAAUUUAAAAGUGUUUAAAACCUCUUGUAUAUUGUUCAUCAUCUAUCGAUUUGUCAAAAAGAUAUUUAAUAACACAGUCCUGCGAGGUACAGUUUCUAAAAUGGCUAUGGUGCUUCUUGAAGGUUUUUUUGUGUUAAAAACGAAUCUGAUCUUGA